AUGUCAGAUUGGAAAUCUAAAUAUAUGAUCCUGUGUUUUUUUCUGGCUUUGAGUUUGUCUCUUCAACAGUUUGGAUCCAACGCUCAACUCAUACCACAAGAUGAAGUGAAUUCUCUACAAGCAAUUUCAGAUAAACUAAAGAACGUGAACUGGAAAGUCACAGAACGUUCUUGCAUUGAUGGUAGAGGCUUUGAUAAUGAUAAUGUAGAUGAUGAUACAUUGAGGAAUGUCACAUGCGAUUGCACUUUCCAAAAUAAAACUACUUGCCAUGUUAUUAGCAUCUUUCUAAAGGGACAAAAUAUAGCUGGAGUCAUGCCUAGUGAAUUUGGAGAUCUUACUCAAUUGAAAAUAUUUGAUCUUACACGGAACUAUCUCGACGGCUCGAUUCCUACGAGUUUUGCUAACAAAACUCUAGUCGUUUUGUCACUUUUAGGAAACCGAUUAAGUGGUCCAGUUCCCGCAGAAAUUGGUGAUAUUACUAGCUUGGAGGAUUUGGUCUUAGAGAAUAAUCAACUUGGAGGACCACUUCCUGCUAGUCUUGGAAAUUUGAGCAACUUGAAGAGAUUGCUUCUUUCUUCGAAUAAUUUUACUGGCACGAUACCGGAAUCAUUUAGCGAACUAAAGAAUCUCACUGAUUUUCGCAUCGAUGGAAGCAGUUUAUCUGGACAGAUACCUAGUUUUAUUGGGAACUGGACCAAGCUUGGGAGAUUGGAUAUGCAGGGAACAUCUAUGGAAGGUCCAAUUCCCUCUACCAUAUCUGAGUUGAAACUUUUGACUGAGCUGAGAAUAAGUGAUUUGAAUGGACCAACUAUGACAUUUCCUAAUUUGAAGGAUUUGAAAAACUUGCAACUACUGGAGCUGAGAAAUUGCUUAAUCACAGGUCCUAUUCCCGACUACAUUGGCGAAAUGACAAACUUAGUUACUUUAGAUCUAAGCUUCAAUAUGUUUACUGGUUCAAUCCCGAAUUCAAUUCAGGGAUUGAAAAGACUAAAUUACAUGUUUAUGACUAAUAAUUCUUUGAGUGGAGUGAUUCAAGAUUGGAUACUGAACUUCAAAAUUAACAUAGAUUUAUCUUACAACAAUUUUACAAAGUCUUCUGCAACUAGCUGCCAGCAUCUGAAUCUGAACUUGGCUUCGAGUUAUUCGUCUUCAGCGGUCACUUCACCUUCAACGUUUUGUUUGAAGAGGAACCUUCCUUGCCCAGGAAAACCUCAAUAUGAUUCAUUGUUCAUAAAUUGUGGAGGACCAGAAGAAGAUUUUGAUGGAAAUCACUAUCAGGGAAGUUACAAAGUGAAGCUCCACUUUGCUGAGAUAAUGUUUUCUGAUGACCAGACUUUUAAAAGUCUCGGAAGGCGCAUAUUUGAUGUUUCAAUUCAAGGUUUUAAAUAUUUGAAAGAUUUUAACAUUGUGGAAGAAGCUGGUGGAGUUGGAAAGGGAAUCACUAAGGAAUUCGAUGUUGAAGUCAACGACAACACGUUGGAAAUUCAGUUAUAUUGGGCAGGGAAAGGAACCACGGCCAUUCCUGACAGAGGUGUAUAUGGACCUCUUAUAUCAGCUAUCACAGUAACACCAAACUUUAAAAAUCAUUCAGAAGGAAUGUCCGCUGGAGUUAUUAUUGGAAUUGUGGCUGCCUCAUGUGUGCUUGUCAUACUCAUAGUCGUUGCCCUUUGGAAGAUGGGUUUCCUUUGUGUAAAAGAUCUAAGAGACAAAGACCUUCUUGAUCUUAAAACAGGUUAUUUCAGCUUGAGACAAAUUAGAGCAGCUACUAAUGACUUUGAUCCUGCGAAUAAGAUUGGCGAAGGGGGUUUUGGACCAGUGUUCAAGGGUGUGCUGUCAGAUGGUGAUGUCAUUGCUGUUAAGCAGCUAUCCUCCAAAUCAAAGCAAGGGAACCGCGAAUUUGUUAAUGAAAUUGGAAUGAUAUCUGCUUUGCAGCAUCCGAAUCUUGUUAAGCUCUAUGGCUGUUGCAUUGAAGGAAAGCAGUUGCUACUGAUAUAUGAAUACAUGGAGAACAACUGUCUUGGCCGUGCACUUUUUGGUCAUCAGGAACAGAAGCUGCACUUGGACUGGCCAACUAGAAUGAAGAUAUGUCUCGGUAUAGCAAAGGGAUUAGCUUAUCUUCACGAAGAAUCAACACUGAAAAUAGUACAUAGAGACAUUAAGGCAACUAAUGUAUUACUUGACAAGGAUUUGAAUGCCAAGAUCUCUGACUUCGGUUUAGCCAAGCUUGAUGAUGAAGGGAACACCCAUAUCAGUACACGGGUAGCUGGAACAAUUGGAUACAUGGCUCCAGAGUAUGCUAUGCGGGGUUACUUGACUGAUAAAGCAGAUGUAUAUAGCUUUGGAGUUGUAGCUUUAGAGAUUGUUAGCGGAAAAAGCAACACAAAUUUCAACCCAAUGGAGGAGUUUGUAUAUCUUAUGGAUUGGGCCUAUGAUCUCCAAGAGCAAGGACGCCUUAUGGAGCUGGUGGAUCCAAAUCUUGGUUCAAGGUACUCCACAGAGGAGGCCAUGAGAAUGCUGAACUUGGCAUUGUUAUGCACUAACACAUCUCCCACUCAUAGACCAUCCAUGACAUUGGUAGUAAGCAUGCUUGAAGGAAAAACUCGAAUCCAAGCGCCAGUAAUCAACCGCGGUGAGAGGGGCCACCAUGCAAGACUCAUAGCCUCGGAGCUGUUGUCAGAAGAUAGUCAACCUCUUGAUUCUUCUACAUUUUCACACGAAAGCAUAGAUGGAAGACAUGGAUCAUCAAAUGGACCAUGGGUUCCCACCUCCAUAUCUCUUCAAAGUAAAGAUGAUUUUUCUUCGAGCAGUAAACUUCCUUGA
Molecule: messenger RNA, 2820 nt
Organism: Vicia faba (fava bean)
Lineage: Eukaryota; Viridiplantae; Streptophyta; Magnoliopsida; Fabales; Fabaceae
Source: the annotation of a GenBank genome assembly